Rhizoctonia solani is the source of this 1596-nucleotide messenger RNA. Its product is annotated as SAM-dependent methyltransferase. The transcript is spliced from 3 exons. Gene Ontology annotation, cellular component: mitochondrion. NCBI's taxonomy places the organism in Eukaryota, Fungi, Basidiomycota, Agaricomycetes, Cantharellales, Ceratobasidiaceae. The coding region runs from base 1 to 1596 and encodes 531 amino acids. Gene Ontology annotation, molecular function: protein-arginine omega-N symmetric methyltransferase activity. The record is from RefSeq and is a predicted model, not a curated record.
AUGAUAUGUCUGCGCGGCGUCUCCGGCUCUCGCUCGCUUCUGGCAAGUAGCCGCCGGCAUCUACCCACUUUCCGUACCUUUAGCCAGAGCUGUGUAUCCUCAAAGACUUCAGACCCAAACUCUCGAGAUAGGUGGAACUAUAAUGAAUCUUCUCUGUUCGAUGUCGAGGAUCCAUCAGCUCUCCCACAUCAAACUUUUCGACGAGUGACUGCCUCUCAAUUGGCCAAACAGGCCAAGGAACCACCUCGCCGCGUUAAAAUGCUCUCUCGAGACUUUAUCGAUGAUGCGCUUUAUAACCCGCACUAUGGCUACUUUCCAAAACAAGCUACCAUCUUCACCCCUGAAACUCCCUUUGAUUUUGCUGAGAUACCCAAUUCUCGAGUGUUUCAUCAAGCUGUAGCCGAGAGGUAUCGGGAUUAUAGGCUCGAAGCUGGUGUCGGGACGGGGCCUGGACGUCAAGUAUGGCAUACUCCUACCGAACUGUUCAAGCCAUACUACGGCCAUGCGAUAGCCCGAUGCCUCAUAUCGGAAUAUCUUCUCAAAUAUUUCCCAUAUGAGGACCUCGUAAUCUACGAAAUUGGAGCGGGGAACGGAACACUGGCCGAAAAUAUACUAGACUUCCUCCAAAUCGAGCAUCCUGAGGUUUACGAACGAACUCGAUAUCGAAUUAUUGAGAUUAGUGGUAGUCUUGCUGAAAAGCAAACGGAUCGUUUGCAAAGACGACACGCUGGUAUCGUCGAAGUCCUUCACAAAAGUGUGUUUGAUUGGACAGAACAGGAGCCAGCGCCAUGCUUCUUUUUAGCCAUGGAGGUUAUUGACAAUUUCGCCCAUGACAUUAUUCGAUAUGAAUAUGAGACACUCAGACCCCUCCAGGCAAUCGUCGCAAUUAACCAGCUUGGCGACUUUUUCGAACUCUACGAACCUGCGCAUGAUCCGUUAAUAUCCAGGUUCCUCAAUCUUCGCUCCCGCAUUCGACAUAAUUCCCCAGCUCUUGCGCCUUCGCUCGCCAACAACUCUUUUAUGCGAGCAAUCCGUCCUUACUUGCCCUUUGCUCCUAACAUGACGCAACGAGAGUUUAUUCCUACCAAACUCCUUGAGUUCCUCGUCCUCAUACAUGAAAAGUUCCCUCGGCAUCGUUUAUUACUAUCCGAUUUCUCCUCGCUCCCGGACACGAUACCAGGUUACAACGCGCCUGUGGUACAAACGCGCGUAAACGACAUGAUGAUUCCAUGCGAGACAUAUCUCGUCCAUCAAGGAUACUUUGACAUCUUCUUCCCGACCAAUUUUGACCUCCUGAGAGACAUGUACGAGUCUGUCGUCGGGGGCGGGGACGACGAGCGAGGGACCCGGGCAUCACCACUAGGAAGCGUUGCGGGUUCUAUAAAACUUGGGUCGAACUUCUUUUCACCCCAAGGACGCAGAAAACCGAUUGAAGGGGUGUUAUCCUCUAGUGGACUGGCCGUUGGGGAGCGCAAAAGUAACGUCUAUGCGCAUCGUGAGUUCUUAGAAAAGUAUGCCGAUUUGGAUGCGACGACGUUACGCAAUGGGGAGAACCCGAUGUUAGAUUUUUACCAAAAUGUAAAAUUCUUAUUUUAG